AUGGCGUCCGACUCGCUUAAUGGCACUAGCCAUAGUCUAGACAUCACAGUUUUGGGGUUGAAUAGCGGAACAUCUAUGGAUGGCAUUGACUGUGCCCUUUGUCAAUUUCGCCAGGAAACCCCUGAAUCACCUAUGCACUUUGAACUACUCAAGUAUGGCGAAAUUCCACUUGAGCCGGUGAUAAAGAAGCGGGUGAUGAACAUGAUUCUUCUGAACAAGACCUCCCCUUCCGAGUUGUCUGAAGUAAACGUGAUCUUAGGCGAGACCUUCGCCGCGGCCGUGCACCAGUUCUGCAAGGAUCACAAUGUGGAUAUCAAAUCAAUCGAUGUCCUCGGAUCCCACGGUCAAACCAUCUGGUUACUCUCCAUGCCGGAGGCGGGCGAGACCCGCAGCGCUCUGACCAUGGCCGAGGGCACAUUCCUCGCCUCGCGCACGGGCAUUACUUCCGUCACCGACUUCCGGGUAAGUGAUCAGGCCGCUGGACGUCAGGGAGCACCCCUCAUUGCGUUUUUCGACGCCCUAGUGCUGCACCACCCGACCAAACUGCGUGCAUGCCAGAACAUCGGCGGGAUCGCGAACGUCUGCUUUGUCCUCCCGGACAGCCACGGCGGCGUUGACGCCUGCUACGAUUUCGACACUGGUCCAGGAAACGUGUUCAUCGACGCUGUCGUGCGUCACUAUACUAAUGGCAAGCGCGAGUACGACCAGGAUGGCGAGAUGGGCGCCCGCGGGACCGUCGACCAGGCACUUGUCGAUGACUUCCUGACACAUCCGUACUUCGCAUUGGAACCACCCAAGACAACGGGUCGUGAAGUGUUCCGUGAUACCCUUGCCCACGAGUUCAUCGUCAAGGCGGAGGCCAAGGGCCUUAAGCCUGAUGAUGUCGUCGCAAGCAUCACCCGUGUGACCGCCCAGGCUAUUGUGGAUCAUUACCGUCGCUACGCGCCCAAGGACCUCGAGAUCGCUGAGAUAUUCAUGUGCGGCGGUGGUGCCUACAACCCUAACAUCGCCGCUUUUAUCCAGGAAAAUUACCCCAACACCCGCAUCAUGAUGCUCGACGAGGCUGGUAUCCCUGGUGGCGCUAAGGAGGCCAUCACUUUUGCUUGGCAGGGCAUGGAGGCCAUUGUUGGUCGCUCUAUCCCCGUCCCCACUCGUGUUGAGACUCGCCAAGAAUAUGUACUCGGCAAGGUGGCUCCGGGCAAGAACUACCGCAGCGUCAUGCGACAUGGCAUGAUGUUUGGCGCUGAUCGGGAUCAUUUGCCCCCCGUGAAAGAGCUGGUGAAUUACAUUGACGGCAAGGCUUUCGACAAUAAGUGGUGA
This is a messenger RNA of Penicillium coprophilum, 1320 nucleotides long. RefSeq names its product UPF0075 domain protein. Gene Ontology annotation, biological process: peptidoglycan turnover; amino sugar metabolic process. Bases 1 to 1320 code for a protein of 439 amino acids. Lineage: Eukaryota; Fungi; Ascomycota; Eurotiomycetes; Eurotiales; Aspergillaceae. Gene Ontology annotation, molecular function: phosphotransferase activity, alcohol group as acceptor; ATP binding. The record is from RefSeq and is a predicted model, not a curated record. The transcript is spliced from 3 exons.